Messenger RNA from Talaromyces marneffei, 681 nucleotides. RefSeq lists its product as uncharacterized. Bases 1 to 681 code for a protein of 226 amino acids. Gene Ontology annotation, cellular component: intracellular anatomical structure. Gene Ontology annotation, molecular function: Atg12 transferase activity. The transcript is spliced from 4 exons. Gene Ontology annotation, biological process: protein lipidation; protein modification by small protein conjugation; macroautophagy. The record is from RefSeq and is a predicted model, not a curated record. Lineage: Eukaryota; Fungi; Ascomycota; Eurotiomycetes; Eurotiales; Trichocomaceae.
AUGGCGAGUGGCGAGGACUCGAUGUUUCCGUUCCUGGCGGCUGAUAGAUUCGACUGUGCCUGCAAGGCUUUUGUGAGACGAGUUGAUGCAGCUGGAGGUGCCCAAAGUCUGGGGUGGCUAGCUGUGGAAUAUUUGAGAUCUGAGCUAGAGAAUCCAAUUUUGAGGAUAUCAAAGUCCGCCAGUAUUCCGAGAGCACCUCUUGAGAAUAGCAAUGCUAUUGCGACAGAACGCAUAGGAAGUCCUCGGGAUUUAGAAGAAGAUGUGAUCGAGGACGACGAUCAAGAAACCUUGAUUCGGGAUGGCGUCGAUGAAGAACAAUUAACCAUUGACUAUGACAUUGCACUCUCGACAUCAUAUCAUGUACCUGUCAUGUACUUCUGCCUAAGAGAGACCCCCCAGGUAGGCCCUGCGGCAUUAGAUGAUAUUUAUAAUUUCCUCGUCCCGCGCCAACACCAACAAUCAUUGAGAAACAACGGCGUCAUGGGCGGUAUCAGUUUUGGAUAUCAUCCCAAGUCCGGCAUUCCAGCUUACUUCGUUCACCCUUGUAACACCGCCAGUGCCAUGGAAGCUAUUACCGGCAAUAAAAACAUUGAGCCCGAAGAUUAUCUUCUCACAUGGCUCGGCCUUGUUGGUGGCUGCAUUAAUUUAAGUCUUCCCAGCCGGCUCUUUGUGGGAUCAUAG